This is a messenger RNA of Monodelphis domestica (gray short-tailed opossum), 1433 nucleotides long. RefSeq names its product transcription elongation factor A N-terminal and central domain containing (gene TCEANC). Gene Ontology annotation, biological process: DNA-templated transcription. Gene Ontology annotation, cellular component: nucleus. The record is from RefSeq and is a predicted model, not a curated record. NCBI's taxonomy places the organism in Eukaryota, Metazoa, Chordata, Mammalia, Didelphimorphia, Didelphidae.
AGAUUACAGCCUUUCCCUGUCCCAACCGAGCGGAAGGGGGUGGGAUCGCGCAGCCGCAGUCUGGCGUUCUCUCCUCCCUCUCUACCUCCUUGGUACCGGUGGAGUCCUCUUUGCCCUUGCUUCUGCGGAGCUACUGGGCUGGGGAGUUGCCAGCCCCACCUUUUCAGGAUUCCACCUGCUACGGACCGAAAAUUGUUUUUUGCUUUCAGAGGAUCCUAGACGUAGAGUUGGAAGGGACGUUUGUGGCCCUCGAAUCAUAUCCCUCUUUUUACCUGUUUGGAUACAGAGGCCUCGAUAAGUGCCCAGGAAUGAAGAUGUCUGACAAAAUCAAGAAAAAUGUAGCUACCAGAGCUUCAAUUAUUGAGCAGCUAUUGACAGAAAAGAAUUUCCAAGAUCUUGGAGAUCACUUGACUGAACUGGAAACUAUUCACAUGAAUGUAGAGCAUCUCCAAGAGACAGAUGUGGUCAGAGCUGUAUAUAGAGUUUUGAAACAUUGUCCUAUAGUGAUUUUCAAAAAGAAAGCCAAGUAUUUACUUUGCAAUUGGAAAAAACUUUAUAAAAAUCACCCAGUGAACAACCCUAAUUUUUUUCUCAAUGGCAUUAAGAAAAACAUUGAACAUGUUAAUCUAGUUCAAGAAGAAAAUCCCCCAUACCUAAGUCAAGAACAAACAUUAGACAUAGCAAGUUCUAAUUCUGUGUCACCAGCCCAAGAUGUUGCAAAAGAUGUUGAAAAGAUUAUGCCAGAAAACAAUGCUGAUGCAGUGGAGGAACAUUCAGAAGAACAUUUCAUGAGUAAUGACCCUAAAUCCAUUGGCAACAAGUCAGCUUGGCAUCAAGAUCCCAUGAGGUCUAAGUGUGUAGAACUUCUUUAUGGAGCCUUAGUUACUUGUGCCACAGACCAGCAGAAAACUGAUCAGUUGCAAAAAUUGGCAAGAGAAAUUGAGGAGUACAUUUUUGUACUUUAUUCAAAAAAUCUCAAAAAAUAUAAAAAUUGUAUCCGAAGCAAAGUGUCCAAUUUGAAGAAUCAAAAAAAUCCUCAUUUACAACAAAACCUGUUUUCUGGGACCUUAUCUCCAAAAGAAUUUGCUGAAAUGACAGUCAUGGAAAUGGCAAAUGAAGAAUUAAAGCAAUUGAGGGCUUCAUACACAGAGUCCUGUAUACAAGAACACUGUCUUCCUCAAAUGGUUGAUGGUACACAAACAGAUAAAAUAAAAUGUAGGUGCUGUGAAAAAUUUAAUUGCAAGGUCACUGUGAUUGCCAGAGGAGCACUUUUUCUUCCAAGUUGGGUUCGCAAUGCAAAUCCAGAUGAACAAAUGAUGACCUAUGUUAUUUGUAAUGAGUGUGGGGAACAAUGGUAUCACAGCAAGUGGAUUUGCAUAUGAUUGUGAAAAAACGUUGACAAAUUUUAAUAAAGAUAAUUUUUGUUGAUAAAA